UUCUGUUGUCGCAAACGUGCUCUCGAUUUGGUGGGUUUUGUGAGUUUUGUGAAUUUUGAGUAGCUCUGCGUCAUGUGUCUGCCGUCUGCUCCACCUCGAACAUGUAACAUCUCCGCACUCCCACGCCUGUCAAGCUUUCCACGCGAUGAAUCGAUGCAGGAGCAGUCUCCUGAUAGGCGCUCGGGGCUAUCCAAGCUUCCCUACAGCUUCCCAUCGAGUUUUGUCACCUGUAGUCCAAAGACGAUGUAUACGCGCUGCAGCUGUGGCUCCUGCGUGGAGGCCUUCUUCAGCCCUCGACGAAUGGGUGCAGCGUGAAGCCAAACCUAUCAGCCUGCGCCAAUUGACUUUUUUUGGGAGAACCCUAACCGAACGACGCCUGAUCGAUUCGGCAAACUACUGUCGACUGGAGCUUCCGACGAGGCUUGCACAUCGUUUGCGCGACAUCCAGACGCUGCCAUAUGUCGUCGUCGCCAAUCCUCAUCUUGCUCACGUGUAUGAGUCGUAUCUGCGAGCCUUCGAACGCUUCCGCAAAGUACCUAUGAUUCGGUCGUUGGAAGACAACGACAAAUACUGUAAAGUACUGGAGGAAACACUGACAGAGCAUGCGACUGUGAUUCCGCGUUUGGCUAUCGGUGUACUUGAAGUACGCAGCCUCAUGAAACCAGAGGAGACGGACAAGUUCAUGAGGACCAUGUUGAGAUCGCGUAUCUCGCGACGAGUAAUUGCCGAACAGCAUCUGGCACUCACCGAGACAUUCAGUUCGCCCUGGCACUUCCCCAAUUCUCCACCACCGCCUGACCAGGAAGCUGUGGGCGAGAUCUUCUUGCGAUGCAACGCGAAAGAAAUCGUUGAAGCUUGUGGGAAAACCACUCAGGAGCUGGUCAAGCGCGCAUACGGAUCGCACGUCAAUAUGCCUGAAAUUAAGAUAUAUGGUCACCUCGACGCCACGUUUCCGUAUAUCUUGACUCAUCUCGAAUACAUCAUCGGCGAGCUGCUGCGUAAUUCCAUUCAGGCCGUCGUUGAGCAGCGCAGGGCGAAGAACGCGAAGCCGCCGCCGAUUGAGGUGUUGAUCUGUGAGAGCGCUCAGCAUGUCAUCAUCAGGAUAUCUGACCAGGGUGGUGGCAUCCCAACUGAGGUUUUGCCGUACUUGUGGAGCUUCAGCAAAGGACCACGGCUUGAGAGGAGACUGGAAAAUCUAUCGAGGGUGCCGAAAUUACUAGCAACAUUGCAAGAGCUGCAGGUGCCUGGAGGGGAUUCAGCGUCCGAGAUGCAGAAGAAACACAUCAAAAAGUUAAAAGCUGGUGAAUCGCCCACGCACACUGGCUCUCUAUCGUCGCUGACGGGCAGAGCGCCAGACUCGCGUCUGGGUAUCGGACUUCCGAUGUCUAGGCUAUAUUCAGAAUACUGGGCUGGGAGUCUGGAAAUCCACAGUCUCGAGGGUUACGGAGUCGAUGCUUUCCUGCAAAUUUCGAAACUUGGAAACAAGAAUGAGCGACUGACCACGCGAGCUUCGAUGGACGCGAUAUAGCAAGAGCACUUCACGCCACGUGCCAACAGUCUAGGAAACCUGGAAGGAUUACACCUGCACCUUACGAUCAACACUGAAUAACAUGAUUGCCUCG
Messenger RNA from Dothidotthia symphoricarpi CBS 119687, 1622 nucleotides. Its product is annotated as alpha-ketoacid dehydrogenase kinase. Gene Ontology annotation, cellular component: mitochondrion. Gene Ontology annotation, biological process: protein phosphorylation; regulation of glucose metabolic process. The record is from RefSeq and is a predicted model, not a curated record. Gene Ontology annotation, molecular function: pyruvate dehydrogenase (acetyl-transferring) kinase activity. Bases 146 to 1528 code for a protein of 460 amino acids. Lineage: Eukaryota; Fungi; Ascomycota; Dothideomycetes; Pleosporales; Dothidotthiaceae. The transcript has 5 exons.